Molecule: messenger RNA, 3214 nt
Organism: Musa acuminata subsp. malaccensis (wild Malaysian banana)
Lineage: Eukaryota; Viridiplantae; Streptophyta; Magnoliopsida; Zingiberales; Musaceae
Product: U-box domain-containing protein 44
Molecular function (GO): protein binding
Source: RefSeq, a predicted model, not a curated record
UCGUCAUCACCGCGCUUCUGGGUGGCUCCGUCUCUGCCGCCCUCCACUACUUCUCCUCUUCCCUCCUCUUAUCGAUCGCCAAUCCUUCUACAGCAACUGCUUUCCCUCCUCCUUUCCGUUUCACCAUGCAGCCCGAGGAUUCUGCCCCGAGCACUGCCGAGCUCCUCUCCCGCCUCUUGGAUUCCGUCGACGAGACCGCAUCCCUCGCCGGGCCUACCGACGUCGCCGAGUCCUCCCACCACGUCCCCUCCGCCCUCCCUUAUUUUUCGGCCUUGGUAGGCCGCCUCAACCCCAUCCUCCACGUCCUGCUGCAGCAGCCGUCCGAGCUCGCCGAUGCACCGACCGCAACCAUCAAGAGGAGCGCUGUCGAAUCCCUCGACUCCGAGCUCCGCCGCUCUCGCUGCCUCGCCGAGAGAUCGACUGGGUAUCCCUCCACGUUGGCCGCCCGCCUGCUCGACGGCGCCGCUCGCAACCUCGCGAGAGGAGUCCAGGUCUUGGCCGGCGCGUGGGCCGAUGCACCGGCGAAUAUUAGGAGUGAGAUGGAAGCUCUGCAGAUGGAAUUGAUGGAAGCGCGAUUCCAGGGACCGGCGAGUGACAAGGGUGGCGGCACUUACGUAGAUACCGAAGACUUGGUCGUGCGGAUUAAGAAUGGGGAGGAGGAUGAACUCUGGGUAGUGAUCUCUGAGAUUGAGGUCCUACUUGGUGAGGGAUUGGUGUGGGAGGAGGGCGGGAGGUUGAUCUCCGCUCUUCUUAAUCGAUUGGCUUCCGCAAAGAGUGCGAAUAGGUUGAAGAUGAUUCCGGUGUUGAGGAGUCUUGCAUCGUACAGCACCGAGAACAAGGAGAGAAUGGCAGGCAUUGAAGCUCUUUCUACUAUAGUGAGAUCUUUGUCAAGGUAUGUUGAAGAGAGUAGAGAAGCAGUAGGGCUGCUUUUGGAUUUGUCAGUAGUCCCGAAAAUUCGACAGAGAAUUGGUAGAAUCCAAGGUUGUAUGGUGAUGUUGGUUACAUUGCAAAAUGGAGAUGACCCUAUUGCUUCACAAGAUUCAGGGAAGUUACUGAGAGUUUUGUCAGGUAACGCACACAAUGUUCUCCUUAUGGCAGAAGCUGGUUACUUCGUACCUCUGGUACACUAUUUGAAGGAAGGUUCUGAAAUGAACAAAAUUCUUAUGGCAAAUGCAAUUUCAAGAAUGAAACUUACAGACCAAAUGAAAUCUACCCUUGGAGAAGAGGGCUCUAUAGAACCCCUCGUAAAAAUGUUUACGAUGGGGAAACUCGAAUCCAAGUUGUCUGCACUGGGGGCCUUACGUAACCUCUCUGGCUUGAGAGAGAACAUUCACCGUUUGAUCAAGUCAGGUGCUGUAGAACCAUUACUUCAGCUCCUAUUUUCUGUUACAUCUGUGCUUGUGACUCUUCGAGAACCUGCAUCAGCUAUACUUGCGAGCAUAGCACAAUCUGAUCUAAUCCUAAUAAAAAAAGGUGUGGCACCACAAAUUCUGUCUCUUCUUAACCACUCAAGCCCUGCAAUCCAGAUUCAUCUUUUACAGGCUCUUAAUAGCAUUGCAAGUCACCCUAAUGCCAAAAGAAUUAGAACCAAAAUGAAGGAAAAUGGUGCUAUGCAGCUGCUUCUGCCAUUCCUAACUGAGGACAAUCCUGAGAUCAGGAUUGCAGCCUUGAACUUACUAUUCCACAUCUCUAAAGAUUUUGAUCCAGCAAUAGAGUGUUUUGAGCAGCUAGGAGAGGCUCAUCUCAACAUCCUAGUAAAUAUUGUCUCGACAUCAAUUUCAGAGAGUGAGAAAUCUGCUGCUGUUGGCAUUCUUAGUAAUCUCCCUGUGAAUGACAAAAGAGUAACAGAAAUUCUUGCAAGGGAAAACUUACUCCCUGUUUUGAUUUCUUUGCUUGGGGAAACCAUCAUAGGAUCUUUAGGUACUACAAAAAUGUUGUUACUUGAGAGCAUUGCAGGCGUGAUGAUUCGGUUCACGGUUCCUUGGGAUAAGAAAAUGCAGAGAAUAUCAGCAUCACAUGGUAUUAUUUCUUGCCUUCUGAAGUUACUUUCAUGUGGCUCUGCUGUUGCCAAAUCUAAAGCUGCUAUUUCACUGGGUCAGCUAUCACAGAAUACAAUUGCUUUGAGCAAGGUCAAGUCCACUAGAUGGUUGUGUGUUCCUCCAUCAUCCGAAACAUUUUGUGAGGUUCACAAGGGCACUUGCAUUGUGAAAAGUACAUUUUGCUUGGUUAAGUCUGGUGCUAUACCUCCUUUGGUACAAGUGUUGGAAGGCAAAGAGCGUGAAGCAGAUGAAGCAGUUCUUGAUGCCCUGGCAACCUUAUUGCACGAUGAGACCUGGGAAAGUGGAAGCAAUGCUAUUGAAAAGGUGUCAGGAGUGCAGGCACUUGUGAGAGUUCUUGAAGUAGGUAAUCUGAAGGCUCAAGAAAAAGCGAUAUGGAUGUUGGAGAGGAUUUUUAGGCUCGAAGCUCACACGGAGCAGCAUGGUGAAGCUGCUCAAGUUGUUCUCAUUGAUCUAGCACAAAAAGGAAGUCCAACUCUGAAACCAAAAAUUGCAAAGAUACUAGCACACCUUCAGCUAUUGCAAACACAAUCAAGCUACUUCUGAGAGGCUUUAAUAUUUCUUUGGUAUUUUGGAGAAGCUUCAUAAAGCAACUCAACAAAGUUUGUAAUUGUUCAAGGAUAAAGGUUCGACCACUCGGUAUAUAUCGAUAAUGUUCAUCAAAGGAAAGGAGAGAGAUACUUGUACCCUUGCUGCUGUGACUGGCCCAUUAUGAUCUUGUAGCAACUGCAAGAAGUUAUGAGAUAAAACUUUGGUUUCAGAAUCGACUAUGUACUCAUAGGGGAAAGUACUGAAUGUGAGAUCUAUAGUGCAAGUUUGAUCUUUUAUGCCAGAACAUUUGUGUACUGAAGACAGCCAUAAUUUCACCUUCAUCAGAAGGCAGAACACAGCAGACUCUUCGAUGGAAGUGCUCAUGUGUAUUCAAUUUUUGUUCAUAUCUCCGGAAAUAAAAAAGGAAUGUAGGUAUGCCAAUUCUUACAUGUAUAUAAUUUCCAUUAUAAAAUUGCGUGUGCUUUAAUAUACAUUAUGCUGUAACAGUUCUUGUAGAGGAUGUGCACAGAUUUGUUGGGUCUAUGGAGCUGUAUUUGAAUGGUCGAACUUUGAAGUACAAAGUGUAGUUUCAUUUAUGAAAUCAUUCUUCGAUGAUUUAGUCCUAA